Messenger RNA from Pteronotus mesoamericanus, 2209 nucleotides. It is a transcript of the gene POLR3C, whose product is annotated as RNA polymerase III subunit C. Lineage: Eukaryota; Metazoa; Chordata; Mammalia; Chiroptera; Mormoopidae. The transcript has 15 exons. Gene Ontology annotation, biological process: DNA-templated transcription. Bases 252 to 1856 code for a protein of 534 amino acids. Gene Ontology annotation, cellular component: RNA polymerase III complex. The record is from RefSeq and is a predicted model, not a curated record. Gene Ontology annotation, molecular function: single-stranded DNA binding.
AACGCCCCUCGUCAGUCCUCCAACCUCCCAGCGAGAAGAAAGAAAGAGCGUCCCCGGAAACCACUGAAACUCUGGGGUAGAGUGGCCUACGCCCUUCCCUUUUCCGAGUCUUCCUCGUUUUCCCUCUUGCAAGAGAGGGCCCAAGGGCUCCCCCGUCUGCCCGGGCGGCUAGCGGGAUCCGCACGAAGCCGUGGUGGGGAACUGGCGGCGUGAGAUUGCGGUGACCCGGAGCUCUGAGAUUCCUUAGUACGAUGACUCAAGCAGAAAUUAAACUAUGUUCUUUGUUGCUGCAAGAACAUUUUGGAGAGAUCGUGGAAAAAAUUGGAGUCCACCUAAUCAGAACUGGUAGCCAGCCACUAAGAGUAAUUGUCCAUGACACAGGAACAUCACUGGAUCAGGUAAAAAAAGCUCUUUGUGUCCUCAUCCAACAUAACCUGGUGAUCUAUCAAGUGCACAAACGUGGUAUGGUGGAAUAUGAAGCCCAGUGCAGCCGGGUGUUGCGAAUGCUCAGGUAUCCCCGUUACAUCUAUACUGCCAAAACACUGUACAAUGACACUGGAGAGCUGAUUGUUGAGGAGUUGCUGUUGAAUGGCAAAAUGACAAUGUCAGCUCUUGUGAAGAAAGUGGCAGACCGGCUCACAGAAACUAUGGAGGAUGGCAAGACCAUGGACUAUACUGAGGUAUCAAGCAUAUUUGUGCGACUAGCAGACACACACUUUGUGCAGCGUUGCCCGCUGGUACAUGCCACUGAGAAUCCAGACUCUGGGCCACUGCCACCUGCCCCGACUCUUGUAAUCAAUGAAAAGGACAUGUACCUGGUUCCUAAACUGAGCUUGAUAGGAAAAGGUAAAAGGAGGAGAUCGUCUGAGGAUGAUGCUACUGGGGAGCCCAAGGCCAAGAGACCAAAACAUACCACAGAUAACAAAGAGCCCAUUCCAGAUGAUGGAAUUUAUUGGCAGGCAAACCUUGACAGAUUCCACCAGCACUUCCGAGACCAAGCCAUUGUCAGUGCAGUUGCCAACAGGAUGGACCAGACCAGCAGCGAGAUUGUGAGGACCAUGCUUCGGAUGAGUGAGAUUACCACUCCUUCUAGUGCCCCGUUCACCCAGCCAUUGUCUUCCAAUGAGAUCUUUAGAUCCCUGCCUAUGGGCUAUAACAUCUCUAAGCAAGUUCUUGAUCAAUAUCUCACUCUGCUGGCAGAUGAUCCACUAGAGUUUGUUGGAAAGUCUGGCGACAGUGGUGGAGGAAUGUAUAUCAUCAACCUGCAUAAGGCUCUCGGAUCCCUAGCCACAGCCAGUCUGGAGUCCGUUGUACAGGAGAGAUUUGGGUCUCGCUGUGCCAGAAUAUUUCGUCUAGUUUUGCAAAAGAAACACCUGGAACAAAAGCAGGUGGAAGACUUCGCAAUGAUUCCAGCAAAGGAGGCAAAGGAUAUGCUUUAUAAGAUGCUUUCAGAAAAUUUUAUAUCACUCCAGGAAAUUCCCAAAACGCCAGACCAUGCCCCUUCCAGGACCUUCUAUUUAUAUACUGUGAACAUCCUGUCAGCUGCCCGCAUGUUGCUGCACAGGUGCUACAAGAGCAUAGCCAACUUGAUACAAAGGAGGAAAUUUGAAACCAAAGAGAACAAGCGUCUACUAGAAAAGUCUCAAAGGAUAGAAGCCAUCAUUGCAUCUAUGCAGGCUACAGGUGCAGAAGAGGCACAGCUACAAGAAAUAGAAGAGAUGAUCACAGCUCCUGAACGCCAGCAGCUAGAAGCUCUAAAACGUAAUGUCAACAAGUUGGAUGCCAGUGAGAUCCAGGUGGAUGAAACUAUCUUCUUGCUGGAGUCAUACAUAGAGAGCACUAUGAAGAGACAAUGACCCUGAAGAAGAGUCUUCCUCAAAGAUGUGGAGGGUUUGGAAGGAAAAUUAAAGGAGGUGCCUGGAUGCAUUCUUUGCAGCAGGAUAAGUUACAGAUUCUUGUACUGAAAUACUUUUUUCCUACCUCCUAGAAUACACCAGAAAGAGCUAUACAUGUUUUUUUAAAGUUUGCUGAUCCUGUAUUGGACCCAUCACUACAUUCUCCCCUCCCUGGCAGGAGAAACUUAAAAUCAACUGGAGUAAUCAUCUAUCAGAUGCAUCAGUUCCCAUCAAGAAGACAGCCCAGCCUGUGUUUCUACAUCCUUGGGAGCAGAAGAAACUUCUUCCCAAACAAUUCAUUCCAUUUUCAAAAA